AUGCGUCAACUUCAUGCCCUCACUUGGACUUCUCCGCACUUGGCUGCCCGCUGCUCGCCGCGCUACUCACCGUCCUUCUUCGCCAUCGCCCUUCACGAAGCUGGUUACCUCGUCUACUGUCAAGCGGCUGGUGAUCCAGGAUUCACGGCAGCGACCAGCGCUUCCGCCGCCACGACUCGCGUUGAUUCUUCAGCGGAAGGCGCCACGCAAGCCACGUCGACAUACCGAUCGAAUCCGUUCAUUCCGCGUGACGUGGCGGAGGUCGUGGUGGUGCGGCACGGCGAGACGACGUGGAAUCGCGAGAACCGCAUGCAGGGGCAGACGGAGUCGGACCUCAGCGACGCGGGGCGCGCUCAGGCCCGCGCGCUGGCAGCACGCUUCGCGGGGGGCGACCUGCCAUUCACAGCGCUGUACUCGUCGGACCUCAGGCGGGCGGCUGAGACAGCAGAAGCGGUGGCAGAGGCGGUGGGCAUGGGGGCAGAGCAGGUGGUGCGGCUGCCGGGGCUCAGAGAGCGCAACUUGGGGGUUCUGGAGGGCCUCAUUCGGGACGAAGCUUCUCAGAAGCACCCUGAGGCGUACGGCGUACUGACCUCAAAGGACUGGAGUCAACCUAUUCCUGGAGGGGGAGAGAGCUUGGAGGCCAUGUAUGGGAGAGUGACAGCAACCGUCAAUCGCAUUGCCAAGGAGCACCUUGGCCAAAGGGUGCUCCUGGUGACUCACGGUGGAGUGUGCAAUUGCAUCCAAAUGAAGGCGUCAGGGAACAGGCAUGCGAAGAAAGUGUACAACACAUCGAUUGGCAUACUUAGGAUACCGCAUCCCGACAAGUGGACCAUCUUACGCGGACAGGCCUUCCACACUUCCACUGCGUCAUCUAGACCGUCCGUUGCUAGCCACGCCUCAAGCCAACCGACCAGCGACUCUCUAAUUAUCGACGAUGCUCCGCGGGAGGGGUCCCAGCAGGGAGCCGCACAUCCUGGCAGGGAUUUGCUUCUCGGGAAGCGGUCGCGCUCUCGGUCGCAUGUGGCGAGAGCUCUGCCGAUCUCGAUACACGACGUGGAAGGGCCGCUCCGCGACCUGCUGUUCGCGACGAUCGGCGCCGCGACGGCUCUCAUGGCGUCGGGGUGCAUCGCGUGGCUGACGAAGCGAAAAGAGUCCAAGGUGCUCGCGGAAGCCAAGGAGCGGGGACCCGCCGCGCUGCCCGAGGUGCCGCCGGCGGCGGAUCCCUGCAGCGCGAUGGGCGGCGCGGAGGUGGGCGUGGGCGGCGGCAAGGAGUCAGUGGAGUGGGUAAACAUGGUGCUGCAUAAGAUGUGGAAGGUGUAUCGCCGUUCCAUCGAGGCGUGGCUCGUCGGGCUGCUACAGCCGGCGAUUGAUACGCUCCCGCUGCCCGCCGUCGUCACGCGCGUCGAGAUCGCCGAGUUCAGCUUGGAUUACGAGCCGCUCGCCGUGCGCAACGUGCAGCGCCGCGCCAGCCGACGCGCCAACGACCUCCAGUACCACGUGGCGUUGCGCUACACGGGCGACGCGCGCUGCCUGCUGCUGUUACAUCUCCGCGUGGCGGGAGUGGACUUCGCGGUGCCGGUGGGCGUGCACGAUCUCGACGUGGACGCGGAGCUGUGGGUGAAGCUGCGCCUGACGCCGCGCAAGCCGUACGUCGGCACGCUCUCCAUCGCCUUCGUGCGCCUGCCCACCAUCAAGCUCGUCCUCGCGCCCUUCCGCAUCGUCAACCUCUUUGCUAUUCCGUUUCUCUCCAGCUUCCUCUCCAAGCUACUCACAGUCGACCUGCCACGUCUGCUCGUGCUGCCACGUCACAUCACCUUCGACUUCCUCCCAGCCGGGGAAGACCCCCAGCAGCACAUGGCGGCGGCGGCGUCCGCAAUGGUACUGGACCUGCUUAAAUCGGAGACGUUCACGGGGCUGGCGGGUCAGCGGCCGUCAUCAGCAGCGUCGGGGCUCGUGCCCACGCGCAUGGAACCCAGCGAUUCGUUCGUGGGGGAGCUUUCGGUCACCCUCUGCGAGGCGCGCAACCUGCCGUCCUACGGCUUAUCAGUAUGGAGCAAUCCCUACUGUCGGCUGAUGGUGGGGGACGUGAUGGUGGAGAGCAAGCGCAACAGCGAGACGUCACACCCCUCAGGCGCGCGGGACCCGGUGUGGAAUCAGGACUUCCACUUCUGGGUGGAGGACCCCGUGGGGCAGAAGCUCACCGUCAUGCUCAGAGACUCCAUGGCGCUCAACCGCAACAUCGGCUUUGUUGAGGUGCCGAUUUGGCAACUUCAGGACUGUGUGCCGCUCUCCAUGUGGUUACCACUGUUACAAGACGGUCCCUUCGGCGUCAAGCCAGCAGCUCAGGGCGAGAUCCGCAUCCUCCUCACCUACAAGUCAUACGUGGACCGCGACGAAUCCUCCACGUUUAGUAACACUGGUGGUAACGCGGUAUCCGCCAUUCCGGCUCCCACCGCCCCUAUCGCUUACAUUAAAGUGUUUGGAGAGAGUGACUCGGACAGCGAUAAGGGAACGGCGCCGGAGGGGGGAGCAGAAGGGGAGGUGGAUGAAGAGGCAAUGCGGGCAUUGCAGCAGGAGCGAGAGCAGAAGGGGUUGGAUAAGAUGGUGGAGGCUAGUAUCACUGAAGUGGUGGCGAGUAACGAGGCGGAAGUAAGGGCGGAGGAGGGGGGCGAGGGGAGCACUGCAGGUGGAGAGGGAACAGUGGAGGAGAGGAAACCGUCGCUGGUUAGUGUUGCAGGAGUGGUGGGUUCAGGGGCGGUGGCAGCUGUGGGUGGGGUGCUGAACGGUGCUAAGGUGGUGGCAGUUGGUGCGGCAGGGGCAGUGGGAGGAGCGGUAGGGGCAGCAGGAGGGGCGGUGGCUGGAGCAGCGGGGUGGAUGUUUGAGAGUGUGAGGGGCGUGUUAAGGAACAGGACUAGUGACGAGGUUUAUGCUGAUAGGGCAGGAGAGGACGAGGAAGGGAAGAAUGCUGUUCAUGACAUGUCUGCAGCUGCUAGGGACGGAACAGGUUCGGAUGCCGAACCGCAGAUUCGCAUCCGAGCUUUUCCUUUGAGUGACUGGUCGCCUCUGAAGCAGCAGGGUAAGGCUGAGCAGCGCACUGGAUACGAUGCGGGUGAUUGGGAUGAGGUUCGGCAGGAGCAGAGCGAGGCUCGGUUGACGGAGUGGGACAUAGAGAACACAGCAGAGCGGCUGUGGCGGCUGGAGGAGAGGCGGAGGAGGAGGGAGCUGAGAGCACAACAGGCGAGUAGUGAUGCUGAUGCUGGCACUGCUGCUGAUAAUAGUGGGUCGAGGAAUGUGAACGAUGCAGCAGCAGUGAGGGGGAAAGUCAACGGCAAGCCGAAUGGUAGGGUGGUGAAUGGUGAGAUAGCAGAGGCAGCCGAGAAGAGUGGCAGGUCGGAUGCGUUUGGGUCGAUGAACGGAGCUUAA
This is a messenger RNA of Closterium sp. Yama58-4, 3423 nucleotides long. The record is from the annotation of a GenBank genome assembly. Lineage: Eukaryota; Viridiplantae; Streptophyta; Zygnematophyceae; Desmidiales; Closteriaceae.